CAUAGUGAAACUCAUUCCGAUAGAUAAUGGAGACAGAUCUCUGUUCUUCGUACCUAUGCCGUGGCAUAGAAGUCUCUCGCGCGGGCGAAGGAGAUGCAUUUCUGGUACUGGUGGUAUUGGACAAGCUCUCAGGGAAUAAUCUAUUUAUUAUUUUCUUAUUUCUGCCUUUCUUUCCCAUGAACAGGCAAAUCAAAAAUUUCACUUCGAAUUUCGGACCUCAACAUCCUGCUGCUCAUGGUGUUUCACGAUCAGUAUUGGAAAUGAACGGAGAAGUGGUGGAACGUGCGGAACCACAUAUUGGAUCACUCCAGUGCGGCACGAAGCCGCUGAUGCCGAGUCGGCUCCUAUGCCGCUAGCUAUGCCCUGCUUGGUCCCCCGGCACGGUGGAGGUUCCGUAGCGCGUCAUGAGCACCGGGCUAAGGCCGCAGGCGGACGCGCGGUAGCGUUCGUGGCGGUUGAGCAACUCAAGCGAACCGCCUUACCUUAUUACAGCAUAGGUACGAAGAACAGAGAUUCGUUGAACUAUGUUCAACACUAUGUGAAACAACGAACAACGAAUCGUUUCAAAUGAGUUUUCUAACUACGUUCAACUCAUUCGAAAGAGGUACGACCAAAGGGACAGAAGGGAGAAGGUUGUGAAGGUGGCCUCGUUAUCCAUACCCCCGGUCGGAUGAAUGGAGGACCGACCGGACCCGGGGUUUCACGAGCGUUGGCGGGUUCUGGAGUGCCUGUCAAGGGCGCUAACGCAUACCCCGGGGUGAUCAUCACCACCUGCACCUCACAUCUCGGCACAGUGGAACGUGUAACCCGCCUGCUGUUCCAUUCCACUACAUUUGUUCCUGUAAUCCAUAGCCUAAAAAGAUACGUAUCUCACGAGGUACGAAGUUGCUCGAAGAUUCCUCUUCGAGGUACGAAGUUGCUCGAAGAUUCCUCUUCGAGGAACGAGGAACGAAACGGGAGAGGGACAACCCGCCCAUACAGCCAGCGGGGAGGAUGGCACUACUGGCAAAGACCGUCUGGCGAAAACGCCGCAGGCGCGAAGCGUGGUAGGCCUGCGCCGGGGGAGCAUAGCAUAGGGAUUUCACAUAGUGAAACUAAGGUACGAAGAACAGAGAUUCGUUGAACUAUGUGAAACUCAUUCGAAGAGGUACGAAGUCGCUCGAAGAGGGGAGAGGGAUCCCGGACGGUGGAAGAGCCAGGGGAGGCCGGGUCAUUCGACGGAAAUGGAAGGCCCUAUGGAGUGGAAGUGAGCUCGGAGCUAUAGAUAGAGUCAACGGUACGACAGACAGCGCUGCCUACACGCGAAUUAGCUUCCGAAUGAGUUUCACUAUGUGAAACAACGAACAACGAAUAGUUCAACUCAUUCGAAGAGGUACAGAGAACAGAGAUUCGUUUCACUAUGUUACACUCAUUUAGUUCAACGAACAACGAAUUUCGUUUCAAAAAACUCAUUCAGAGCAACUUCGUACCUAGGUUGAGCAGUCUCAAUUUCACUACAGGAUUUGCGAAUGAAUGCCUCGAAUGGCGUGAGCCGCAUGCGGGGAGACCCGCACGUACGGUUUGAAGGGGGAUCUG
Messenger RNA from Cuscuta campestris, 1575 nucleotides. Lineage: Eukaryota; Viridiplantae; Streptophyta; Magnoliopsida; Solanales; Convolvulaceae. The record is from the annotation of a GenBank genome assembly.